This is a messenger RNA of Spinacia oleracea (spinach), 2205 nucleotides long. RefSeq lists its product as uncharacterized. Bases 1 to 1974 code for a protein of 657 amino acids. Lineage: Eukaryota; Viridiplantae; Streptophyta; Magnoliopsida; Caryophyllales; Amaranthaceae. The record is from RefSeq and is a predicted model, not a curated record. Gene Ontology annotation, biological process: cytokinin-activated signaling pathway; phosphorelay signal transduction system. The transcript is spliced from 7 exons.
AUGGAUCAAAGGAAUAGUGAUUAUGAAAUGCCAGUCCCUAGUUAUGCUAUGGGCACUCGUAUCCUUUUGAUUGAUCCAGAUAUCAUUUCUCUUUUGCAAACAACUUCAGUUCUUGAAGAAGCAACUUAUCAAGUUACGAGUAUUGAACUUCCAAAUGUAGCACUCUCCAUGAUGAAAGAGCAAGCUAAUGAGUAUGACAUAGUCAUUGCUGCAAUGGAAAUGCGAGGAAUGGAUGCCUUUACAUUCCUUAGAAUUGCAAAGAGCGUGUCAGACAUCCCUGUUGUCUUGACCUCAUAUAAGAUUAAUGGUCUAUUGGUUAUCACAACUCUGCAGCAAGGAGCCUCUCAGCUUUGCCCGUCACCUUUGAGCAGAGAGGAUGCUCGAGGUUUAUGGCAGUUUGUGUUUAGAAAAGGACAGGAAGAAAGUGAUAAUGAUAUCACUAAAAAAAGAAAACAGUUGCCUCAGAGUGAUUCUGAGCAACUAAUAGGCAACUCUAAAGGGAAAGGCAAAGAGAAAGAAUUCCCCACGAAAGAUUUAUCAGCAUCAGAUGAAGCUACAGGUCAUAAACAGAACAGGAAGAAAAAUCAGAAGAGAAAAAGAGUAGAAUAUGGUGAAGAAAACAGGUAUGAUGAUACAAAUUGCGAGUCUGAGGCUGCGAACAAAAUGAACACCAGGAAACCUGAGAAGAAGCGCGUCAAGUGGAACUCUGACCUUCAUGUCAAGUUUAUGGAUGCACUUAUUAAGGGCAAUGAAAAAGCAAUUUUUGUAACGACGCAAGAAGAUUCUGGAACUACAGAUUCGGCAUUGCUAGCUCAGAAUACCAAAGAAGAUGGCAAUUAUCCUUCUGUCAACAUAGCAAGUCCGACAAGUACUAGUGACAUAUUACAAAUUCGAGGCCGUUUGAGUUCUGAAACUUCCACAGAUGCGAGGUAUGCCAGCAACGAAGUUCAAAGGUCAGGGGCUAAUCCAAGACUACAAUCAAACUAUGUAGUCAACAGCAUUUUUGCCGCAAGACAGAGCUAUCUUUCAGUUCAAAAUUACUGUCCUGAAAUUAGGACAACAACUAAUGGAGGUUUAAGUCCACCGAACUUUAGAAUUGUUGAUGACGCUGACAAAGGAGAACAGGCUAAAUGGGGGGCAAGUUUUAACCCAACAUCACAACCCCUUGGCACCACUAGACUAAACCUUGGAAAUAAUGUCAGCCAAAUUGGAAUAAUGGAUGAGGCAAGUUCUAUGAACAAAACUUCAGUUUUGUACAACACUAGUAGCCAAUUGGCUUUUAAUGAGACCGCUCCUAAUCAAUCAAUUCUUAGAGGAAGGAUUGAUCAAAUUCGACAUGCAUAUUGGACUAAUGUUAACUCAGGGAAAAAAAGUUACAUACCAAACAAACAGGCUGAAACAGUUGUGUAUCUACACUCAAGUGACAAGGGAAACAGCUCUCGAUCUGGCAAUGUUAGCAAUGGAGAUGUCAGAAGUAUAGGCGAGUUAUUUAGCAGUCAGGAUAAUGUAAUUCAAAAAUAUGGAUAUGAUGGGUCAAGCGAUAUGAAUUCACGGUUUCCUACAUUAACUGCGUGUUCGCCACACCAAAACCAGUUUUCAUUUCCAUCUUCAGAGAAUUAUGUUCAAUCUUUUAUGCAGAGCUCUUGCAACAUACAGGUGGAAACAACAGGAUUAUUUCAGAGUUCAAAAUUUUCCAAUUCUGACAGUCACAGCUGCAACCUUUUGCCUUCCUAUGGAUUAGAAAAUCAGGAUAGACAACCAACAACUGAUUUAGGUGGGUAUGAAGAUCUUGGAGUUAUAGAUUCUACUGAAGAAAUCCUGAAUAAUACCGAUGGAAGCAGAUCACAGCAACCUACUGAUGAGGACAUUUUCUUGGAAACAAUUUUAGCCGAGCUGCGUAAUGAUUAUGCAAUCAGUGAUCUCGAGAGCUUAGGUUUCGCCACCAGCAAUGAUGUGAUAUCGAAGAUUGGAUGAAGCUUCAAAAAUAUACAGCUUUUUAAAACUUCUAUUAGCUAGGUUGUUAAACUUUACUGUCCGCAUCCAGAGAUGUGCAAAACUUAAUAGUAUUUUGGAUAUGUUAAUGUAUUUGGUUCUUGAAAAUCCUGACUGCUAGAAUUUCAUGUAUGCCAAAAGAAACAAUGGUAGAGGUUGAAUCUCAAUGAGAUUUAUUAGCUCAUUCCAAAUUGAGCUGUAUUAACUGCGCAA